AUGCGGUACGCACAAGUUUUUAUUGAGCGUUAUGAGGCCACUCCUGUGAUAUUGAUUUUAUUCAAGGAAGCUCGAAAGGCAGCCAAUGACACCACUUUGGCGAGCGUUGCAUCGAAUUUGGAGCCCAUUGGGCGGAUUCAGAUGAGAACACGACGGACUUUACGUGGACAUCUAGCUAAGAUUUAUGCUAUGCACUGGGCCUCUGAUAGCAGGAACCUCGUGUCAGCCUCCCAGGAUGGUAAACUAAUAGUAUGGGAUUCAUACACUACAAAUAAGGUCCAUGCGAUUCCUCUUCGCUCGUCCUGGGUUAUGACAUGUGCCUAUGCUCCUUCUGGUAGUUUUGUAGCAUGCGGAGGAUUGGACAACAUUUGCUCUAUCUAUUCACUCAAAACUAGGGAGGGAAAUGUGCGAGUCUCGCGCGAACUGCCUGGCCAUACGGGAUAUCUGUCGUGCUGCCGAUUCCUCGACGAUAACCAAAUUGUGACAUCUUCUGGCGAUAUGACUUGUGCAUUAUGGGAUAUCGAGACCGGACAACAGUGCACAGCCUUCACUGGUCAUACUGGAGAUGUUAUGUCACUAAGUCUUGCUCCGGAUAUGCGUACCUUCAUUUCUGGAGCUUGUGAUGCAAGUGCUAAGCUUUGGGACAUAAGAGAUGGUAUGUGCAAACAGACAUUCCCUGGUCACGAGUCGGAUAUUAAUGCUGUUGCUUUCUUUCCUUCUGGUUAUGCCUUUGCCACUGGAUCUGAUGACGCCACAUGUCGUCUAUUCGAUAUUCGUGCCGAUCAAGAGCUAGCCAUGUAUUCCCAUGAUAAUAUUAUCUGCGGUAUCACGAGCGUGGCAUUCUCAAAGUCUGGGCGACUGCUGUUCGCAGGUUACGACGAUUUCAACUGCAAUGUUUGGGAUUCGAUGAGACAAGAGAGAGCAGGUGUGCUGGCUGGUCAUGAUAACCGAGUAUCAUGCCUUGGAGUAACGGAAGAUGGCAUGGCAGUAUGCACCGGUUCGUGGGAUAGUUUCCUGAAAAUCUGGAACUAACGAGGACUGCGCAUAAUAACCCUCUUCCUGACCUGCCCGUUGUCGUCUUCUCCCCAGCAAGGUUAUCGUCGUGAAGCUUUCUCUAUCCUGUGUUUCGAGUAAGGCUCAACGUGUGGAGGAAAGGUACUGCAUAUUCAUAUGUGUGGUUCUUUUUCUGCGUCGCGACGAUUUCCGAAAUAGGUGAUGUUUGGAGUUUGUCGAAUAUAUCAUGGUCUCCCUUUCGCUGCUUUUGCGUUUCUCCUCCUCUGCUUGUCCUUCAUACAGGAUCAUCGCGACAAGCAUUGUUUUCAUACUGUCACUCUAUCACCCGCUAAUUUCUUCCUUUCGACUCUCUCCUAGUUGCGUGUGCACUCUCAUUUUAAUACAUUUAUUUAUUGUUAUCGACCGAACGACGUUCGUUUCUCGUUUUGAAACAUGUUGUAAUUUGCUACAUGCGGUGGUGCCACGUUCACCCCUCACCCAGCUCGCUCCUAGUCUUCAUUACCUGUCACACAUCGUCCAUCAUUCGUUGUUGCAAGAUAAUUUCUCAUUUGUUUCGCAAAAAACUGAUUGAUAUUAUUGAAUUAUUUAUAUAUGGAUCAUUGUAAAAUUUUUUGAUUUGAUGUUCUUGUCAUAAACUGAUUGCUUUCUUGUCUUGAAAAAAGCGCUUUUU
Cylicocyclus nassatus is the source of this 1684-nucleotide messenger RNA. Lineage: Eukaryota; Metazoa; Nematoda; Chromadorea; Rhabditida; Strongylidae. The record is from the annotation of a GenBank genome assembly.